AUGGCCACUGAGAACUCCGAUAACCCUCCGGCACCGCCUCCGCCAGCUCCCUCUCUCCCGCAGUAUCCAGAGAUGAUUAUGGCGGCGAUCGAGGCCCUGAACGACAGCAACGGGUCUAACAAGUCGGCAAUUGCAACGUACAUCGAGUCCACGUACGGCGAUCUACCUCCGGCUCACGCCACACUUCUGGCGCACCACCUCAACAAGAUGAAACAGAGCGGCGAGCUCGUCCUGGUCAAGAACAACUACAUGAAGCCUGACCCGAACGCGCCGCCCAAGAGAGGCAGAGGCCGUCCGCCCAAGCCCAAGGUCCCGCUCCCACCUGGAACCGUUGUCUCUCCUCCCAGGCCACGUGGCAGGCCCCCGAAGCCCAGAGACCCGUUCGCUCCGCAACCGGAGCCCAAGAGCCCUUCUGGGACUGGAAGGCCACGUGGACGCCCUCCCAAGAAGGCCAAAACGGCAUCGGCUCCUCCUCAGGCUCCGGCUCCGGCUCCGGCUACUGGCGCGCCCAGAGGCAGAGGCAGGCCUCCUAAAGUGAAGCCCGCUGUAGCGCCGGUCGGCUGUUGA
This is a messenger RNA of Prunus armeniaca (apricot), 567 nucleotides long. The record is from the annotation of a GenBank genome assembly. Lineage: Eukaryota; Viridiplantae; Streptophyta; Magnoliopsida; Rosales; Rosaceae.